This is a messenger RNA of Epinephelus lanceolatus (giant grouper), 505 nucleotides long. RefSeq names its product SEC61 translocon subunit gamma (gene sec61g). Gene Ontology annotation, molecular function: transmembrane protein transporter activity. Gene Ontology annotation, biological process: protein targeting; intracellular protein transport. NCBI's taxonomy places the organism in Eukaryota, Metazoa, Chordata, Actinopteri, Perciformes, Serranidae. Gene Ontology annotation, cellular component: membrane. The record is from RefSeq and is a predicted model, not a curated record.
GCAAAGAAAAAAAGGAGGAAGAUUCUGCGCAUGCGCGUGUAAAGUAUACGUCAGCUCUUCUCUAACCAAGCUGCCUGAAAGCUACGUGGCCCUCAUUCUUCUGACUGUCUUCUCCUCUAACACGACCUCAGACACAGCUCUAACACCAUGGAUCAGGUAAUGCAGUUUGUCGAGCCCAGCCGGCAGUUUGUCAAAGACUCCAUCAGGCUCGUAAAGAGAUGCACAAAACCCGACAGAAAAGAAUUUCAGAAGAUUGCCAUGGCCACAGCGAUUGGGUUUGCCAUCAUGGGUUUCAUCGGUUUCUUUGUUAAACUCAUUCAUAUCCCCAUCAACAACAUCAUUGUUGGUGGUUAAAUCCUAGUCAAGAACAAACGACUUCAAUACCCGGGGACAGGACACGGCAGCAAUAUUGGAUUGGUGUGAUUGGGGGCUGAAGGGAUGACAUUUUUACAUUCUGUGCACGACAUUUAUAUUUCAAUGUGUAAAUAAAACAAAUGGAAACCCA